UGGAACAAUUUAGACGGCAUAAAAUAUAGUUUUGAAAUGGAAUUGCGCAGUAAUAAAACGCAGGAAUUAAUAAAAGUGCUUAAGGCCGCCGGGGUGUAUGAAGAUGACAUGGAAAUAGAAGAAAUGCGUCAAGUGGCGCUGGCCAUGGAAUUAUCCGCCGAGUCAAACGACGCCGUCGAGAGUUGUGAUCUCGAACGCGCCCUUUUGGAAAGCGAGAUCGAUUUUCAAUUGAUGGUCAAUUCAACAAUGAUUGUUGAUCCGGCACCCACAUCCUCCUCGGAGUCUAUGGAAGUUUUUAACGGUGCAGACUUUGAUCGGGAUUGUGAGAGUCCGCCAAGUAACCCCGUUCACUUCGAAGUGCGUGCUGUGGUGCACCAUGAGCUCAACUGGAGUCCAACCUGCGCUGUCCGUCCCCCCAAGCGUCAGGCUAGCGACACCGCCUGCGAAACGAGCACAAAACGCAGACAGAACAGCGAAUUUAUUGAGAGACAAUCCGAGUCGAACGCCGAAGCCAUGUCCUUGAACAACGGCGACUCUGGAGUCAGUUGCAAUGAUGAGAUCGGAACGCUGUCCAGCAUUAGUGAGCACAGCACCAUGCCGUCGAUUGGUGAGAUGCCCAGUCGCCUCCUUAUCAGCACGAGCAGCGCAGCUGUGUCCGAGUUCUCGGAUCACAAUCAGAGCAGUCCCUAAUGUUAAGGAUUAAUGUGUAUCCUAACCAGUUGAAGCAAUCAACAGCAGCGCUGUGCCUUUAUUAAAUAAAUCAUUUAAGCAAGA
Drosophila innubila is the source of this 774-nucleotide messenger RNA. RefSeq lists its product as uncharacterized. The transcript is spliced from 2 exons. The record is from RefSeq and is a predicted model, not a curated record. NCBI's taxonomy places the organism in Eukaryota, Metazoa, Arthropoda, Insecta, Diptera, Drosophilidae. The coding region runs from base 37 to 690 and encodes 217 amino acids.